AUGCACGGGCAACUAUGGCAUGGCCUGGCGGCCAUUGCUACCCUUGGGAGUUGCGCCCUUGCGAAUCCCCUUGUAUAUUGGGAUGUGCGAGGAAACGCAAGCAUGAACUACGAGCGCUUCAUGGCGAGAGAUACCGCUGAUUUCGAUCAGACAGACCUUUCCUUCAUCACGAGAAUGGCCGCCAUCGGCGACUCCUACUCGGCCGGAAUAGGCGCUGGUGACCGGAUUAAAACUGAUGCCGAUUGGGCUUGCAGUCGCUAUGAUCACUCCUAUCCCUAUCUCAUUCAUAACGAUCCACAACUGGGCGACCCAGCAGCACGCACUUUUCAGUUCGUGUCCUGCUCUGGUGCAGUCACAGCCGAUGUCCUCGACAAACAGAUCCCUCAAAUCAGCGGGAACCAGCAAGUCAUCUUGCUAUCAAUCGGGGGUAAUGAUGCUGAGCUCUCGAGCAUUCUAAACCAGUGCAUUUUUGGAUGGGCCGCCCUGGCCCCAGAGGCAGUGAAGAUGGCAAAGGAAGCGGCUGUGAAAAACGCGGACUUGUUUCCAUGGGCGGCGGAUUUCGACUGGGACUCGUUAGCUCAUGGCUGUGAGAACCAGUUGGAUCGCACCAGAGACAUCAUUGCUGGGGCUGCCUUCAGCAAAAGCUUGGAUUCUGUUAUUGCAGCAGCAAGGGGAAAGCUAAGUCCAGAGUAUGCCAAGUUCUUUGCAGAAGAUCUAUCAUCGGCGUGUGAUAAUGUUAGCUGGUCAACCUUUAUAUAUAAAAUAACCAGCCUCUUUCAGGGCGCGCAGAAAUUGACGAGCGCUCAUCGGAAGAUAAUGAACGACCUUGUCGAUGCCGCCAACGCGCAAAUUUCGGCUGCAGUCAAGAGAGCCGGUUCCCAGGUCAAGUUUGUAGACUACGACUCUUACGUAGGCUCUUUCAAUGGCCGCUUUUGUGAAAACGGCGUCGACGAAUCAACAGUCCAAAGCAACACAAGAACCGGUCUCAUGUUCUACGAGCUGAAUACGAAGGAUCCCUUGGGCCUAAAUCCCUGGAAACGGAGCGACAAUCAGCCAUUCGAAGGAACUUUUGAGGGGACCGUGAACGAAUUCGCGCAGAUUACACGUCUAAUAGAUCCAGAUGCCAAGUUCUUAGAGCAGACUUUGAUCUCCGACACUUCUACUGCCUCUAUUGCCACCUCUAAUGUGGUACUACUCAGCAGUGCCAGUGUUCUUGGUCUGAGAAUUCCAAAUUUACUUCCAGACGGAUACGGGCGUGUUUUCCAUCCCCAGAUAUUGCUGCACGAGCUCAUUGCCUCGCUGAUCAUCUACGAAAUGGUCAAUAAGAACGAGCAAGAUCAUGGGUUUCCAGAAAUCCCGGAGACGUUCACCUUCGGCUCGUGCCCCAACUAUGGGAAUAAUAAUGGGGCUGGAGACGGCCAACAAAUCGCCUUAGCAUCGUACGUCAAUCCGCUCGCUGACCCAGUCGCUUGGGAUCGCAUGAUUGCCUACCCAUCAAGCAAGGUGAGCGUCCUGGUCGCCAACGUCCUCAACGGCCCGGACACGACGGUAAAUGAGGAUUGGGCAAAGGUCAUCGACCGGGCCCAUACAUCGGGAAAACGGAUCCUUGGCUAUGUGCGGACAGGGUAUCUAGGUCAAAGCCAGCAGGCCUUCGAGACCCGGCUUGGUUCGACCGACCUUGCCGACUGGGUCUCGCAGAUCCAAACCGACGUCGACUUGUGGUACCAGUUGUAUCCCGGCAAGAUCGGCGGGAUCUUCUUCGACGAGGGCUGGAACGACUGUGGGCCAGACAAUCUGUAUGCAGAUUUGUAUCGUUUUAUUACCGAUGCUACGAAGCGAAAGCACCCCGGAGCCUUUACCGUGCUCAAUCCCGGUGCUACCAUGCCUCAGUGCUUUGAGCAUAGCGCCGACACCCUCAUGACGUUUGAGCAGAGCUACGACACCUACAUGAACAACUACGUCCCCAAUCCUGGCUGGACACCCAAGGACCCGCGCAAGCUCUGGCAUAUUAUCUACGGCGUACCAGAGGCGGACGCGGGAAAGGUUGCCGCGCUGGCCCUAAAGCGCGGAGCCGGCCUUGUCCACAUUACGAACGACCUCCUCCCCAAUCCGUACGACACCCUACCCGAUGAAGCCUAUAUGAAAGCCAUUACGGACACAAUCAAGGGUGGCGGACCGGAUGUUGCAGAUCCCACCCCGUAUCCAGCCGACGGGCAUGCUGCGUUUCCGCCGGGCCCAUUAUCAGUGACCGCCUCUGACUAUUCCUCCGUGAGCCUCAAGUGGGAUAUCUCUAACAGAGAGGCCCCACACGCGUACGCGGUCUACCGCGAUGGGAACGAAGUUGCUCACCUCCCGGGGACAAUGUCCCGGGUGACAAUCGGCAACAUCAGCCCAGGAUCCUCCAUGUCCUUCACCGUACGGGCUAUCGGGACAGACGGAAAGGAGACCGGAGAUUCGAAUUCCGUGUCUGCUACUACCCAGAGCCUGCCCAAUAACCAGGCCGUAACGAAUGUCAGAGUCGGCAAAUCAGCCACCUCCACCACCAUCCAGGCCGAUUUCCUUGUCCCGUACGCCUUUAUGCGCGUCUAUCUUACAGACCCGGACACGCGCUGUCAAAUGCCGGCAUGGCCAAUCAACUACAACACCGGGAACUUCAUAUGCACUCACUACAUGGUCGAGAAUGAGGUCCUGUACGAGUAUAGCGGCGCCAACCUAACAGAAGGACAAACCAACUACCCCUGGGCGUGGUCCUCGAAAGGCGCCGCCCCAGUCAAACGCGACGGCUAUACCUUCACGUGGACUCUCCCCGUUGGCACCGACACCACAGACUCUAGCUAUUUCUCCGUCCAGGCUCAGGGCUACGGGCCGCUGACGAAUGUCUUCCACCCGUGCCCGAGCGAAUGGGACGACGGCAAGCCGGGUGCCGGGGCCUUCUGCACCGGGUCGUCGCCAUACGACUGCAAAGGCGAGACGCUCUGCAGUACCACCAACGUCAAGUGGUGCGACAAGGCAGUCAACCAGAUGAACCGCGGCCAAACGAUCUACACGUCCAAUGCAGAGGCGCUCGCUCUGUCCGGGAACUGCUGGGCAAACAACGCCGGGUUCGGAUGCUCGGUGAAAAUCCGAGGCACGGAUCAGAAUGGGAAAAACUGUAAGAUCACCGGCGACGAGAUGUGGCAGGCUUACCAGGAUAUUCGCAAUAUUGGGGGCUGUGGGAAGUGCGGGACCAAGCAUUUUGGGAAUGGAUGUAUGGUCAGCGUCGACUAUUACUAUGGCUGUGAUAACCGGGAUAAGGGCGUGCAGUUUAUGGCGGAUUUCGCUGAGGGUAAUCUAACGGACUCUAUGUAG
This is a messenger RNA of Aspergillus viridinutans, 3348 nucleotides long. RefSeq lists its product as uncharacterized. NCBI's taxonomy places the organism in Eukaryota, Fungi, Ascomycota, Eurotiomycetes, Eurotiales, Aspergillaceae. The transcript is spliced from 10 exons. The record is from RefSeq and is a predicted model, not a curated record. Gene Ontology annotation, molecular function: hydrolase activity, acting on ester bonds; protein binding. The coding region runs from base 1 to 3348 and encodes 1115 amino acids.